Molecule: messenger RNA, 327 nt
Organism: Cetraspora pellucida
Lineage: Eukaryota; Fungi; Glomeromycota; Glomeromycetes; Diversisporales; Gigasporaceae
Source: the annotation of a GenBank genome assembly
AUGCUAGAUGCAAUUAUUAGUAAGAUAUUUGGAUUUACUAAAUUUAAACCAAAACAAAAAGAUAGUAUCAAUUGUUUUAUUGAAGAAAAUGAUACUUUAUAUAUUUUGCCAAUGGGUGAAGGAAAAACUUUAGUUUAUACUGCCUUAGCUUUAUUAUUUACUGGAUUAACUCAAAAACUGAUAAAUAAAGACAUUCCAUUAGCUAUAUUAUACACAUCCUCUGAACAACUAUAUAAUUUUCAAGAAGCAAUCUUUUCUGAAAUUUCCUUAGGGUUUAUACAAAUUCCACUUGUUACAUCAGAAAAAUAUAUUAAAAAUCUAGCAUUU